This is a messenger RNA of Uncinocarpus reesii 1704, 2613 nucleotides long. RefSeq lists its product as uncharacterized. Bases 1 to 2613 code for a protein of 870 amino acids. The transcript has 7 exons. The record is from RefSeq and is a predicted model, not a curated record. Gene Ontology annotation, biological process: transmembrane transport; chloride transport. Gene Ontology annotation, molecular function: voltage-gated chloride channel activity. Lineage: Eukaryota; Fungi; Ascomycota; Eurotiomycetes; Onygenales; Onygenaceae. Gene Ontology annotation, cellular component: Golgi apparatus; early endosome; membrane.
AUGUCGAUAAAUGCGCCUGCAUUCGGUGACCAGCCAGACCUCCCUGAUGCGCAAGCAGCAGACCACGCGGAAAAUGAACAUGCUUCCAGGCAUUCUCGACACAGUUCUAAUGCUCUAGCGGAGCCGCUGAGUGAACCGAUCUCAUUUAAGCGCAAGCAGAAAGCUCCAGUUCGGUUUGCCUUGUACAAUCCCUUUUCCAGGGGUAACACCGCCGUCGAUCAGACCCCUUCACGGCCAGAGUCGAGUCAAGGUGCCAGCGAUGAAGUACUGCAUGACAUUCCUACAGCCAGCCCUCCUGGCUCCAAACACAACGGCGCGGAGCGAGUCAAAGCCGGGGGUCCACUGGACUGGUACGUUGAAGGCCCGGGCCGACGAGUAGGGUACGACAACCUUACAGCAAUCGACUGGAUCUUCGAAUACACAAAGGAGCGCCAGCGAAUACGGCAUCUUCGCUCAAGCAGUAAAGGCAUCCUUGGCCAUGUGCGGCAGCUUCUAGAUGCUAGUCAUGUGUGGGCAGUCUUAAUCGCCACUGGAGUGGUGGUAGGCGUUCUGGCAGCUUGUAUAGACAUUGCAAGCAACUGGCUUGGCGACAUUAAGGUAGGCUACUGCAAAAGCGGGGAAGAAGGAGGCCGAUUUUACCUGAACAAAAGCUUCUGCUGCUGGGGUUACGAAGAUUUAUCACAAUGCAAGCAUUGGAUCCCUUGGGACAAAGCAUUGCGCUUGAGCUCUCAGGGAGGAGGUUACGUUGUCGAAUAUAUCUUUUUCAUACUAUAUUCCAUACUAUUCGCAGGAGUCGCAAGCUUCCUAGUUACAUCUUAUGCAAUCCACGCAAAACAUAGUGGAAUUCCGGAGAUUAAAACCGUACUCGGUGGUUUUGUCAUCAAGCGCUUCAUGGGGGUCUGGACUUUGAUGAUCAAGUCCCUAGGCCUAUGUCUCUCGGUUGCUUCUGGAAUGUGGCUCGGAAAAGAAGGCCCAUUGGUACAUGUCGCGUGCUGCUGUGCGAACAUCAUCAUGAAACCGCUGGAUAGCCUGAACUUAAAUGAGGCGAGAAAACGCGAGAUCCUUUCCGCCGCCGCCGCGGCCGGAAUUUCGGUGGCAUUUGGGUCCCCCAUCGGAGGAGUCUUGUUUAGUUUAGAGCAACUUUCAUACUAUUUUCCGGACAAAACUAUGUGGCAAAGUUUUGUUUGCGCCAUGGUGGCCGCGGUAACCCUUCACGCUUUGGAUCCCUUCCGAACGGGGAAGAUAGUUCUUUACCAAGUCAAGCACUCUCAAGGCUUUCAUCGCUUCGAGAUAUUCCCGUUUAUCUUUCUUGGGAUACUAGGUGGUCUUUAUGGAGGCCUUUUCAUUAAGUUGAACAUGAAGGUAGCCAGAUGGCGUAAGUCCCGCCGGGUCACAUUCCCUGUGUUAGAGGUUCUUAUCGUUGCGUUGAUCACCGCAAUUGUUAAUUUCCCAAACAUUUUCAUGCGGAUGCAAUUAUCGGAACUGGUCUACUACCUUUUCGUGGAGUGCAAGGAGAUAUCGGAUAACCAACUUGGCCUUUGCAAAUCCGGAGCGUCUUCCUUUGGUGUUGUAGGAUUACUGCUGGCAGCCGCUGCCCUCGGGUUUCUCCUUGCCUCUAUCACGUUUGGUCUUGACAUCCCCGCCGGGAUCAUUCUUCCAUCUCUGGCAAUCGGCGCGCUCUAUGGGCGUGCGAUUGGGAUUGUCUUUGACGUUUGGCAAAAAUCACACCCGACGUUCUUCCUCUUCUCAAAAUGUGAACCGGAUGUACCGUGUAUCACUCCUGGGAUGUAUGCAAUCAUCGGUGCAGCAUCUGCGCUGGGCGGCGCCACGAGGAUGACAGUUUCCAUAGUUGUCAUCAUGUUCGAAUUGACGGGCGCGCUUAACUAUGUGAUCCCCAUUAUGAUAGCAGUCAUGCUGUCAAAAUGGUGCGGCGACACAUUUGGCAAACGAGGGAUUUAUGAAUCUUGGAUACACCUAAACGAGUAUCCAUUCCUUGAUCAAAAAGACGACACUCCUCCGCCGGAUGUCCCCGUCAGCCAAGUAAUGACCAACGUGAACGAUUUGACCUUGAUUACAGCCGUGGGGCAUACCAUUGAAUCACUCACGAAUCUUCUCAAAACCACAUCAUAUCGCGGGUUCCCUGUUGUUUCAGACACUAUUCGCCCUGUUCUGCUUGGCUAUAUCUCUCGUAACGAACUUUCUUAUGCCUUGAAAACGGUCACAUCACGAAACUCGCAUAGUUUUACCCCUGAAACACAGGCAUACUUCUCGCACCAACCGUUUGCCGACCCUCUUGAAACACUUGACCUCCGACCUUGGAUGGAUCAAACGCCGAUUACUAUGAGCAGUCGUGCCACUUUUCAAAUUGUAUUAGAUAUGUUUCAAAGACUGGGUUUACGAUACGUUUUGUUCGUGAACAGGGGGGUUCUGGAAGGAUUCUUAACGAAAAAGGAUAUAUGGUAUAUCCUUGAGGGGGUUAGAAACAGGAGGAAUGAGGGGCUGGGGGAUGGUGUUUUACGGGAAGGCCAUUCAGAAGAGGAACAGGGUUUGUUGGGGCCUUCUGAUGACCAAGGAAGCGAUUUCGGUCAUUUUGAGAGACGGCCCUCGUUGUAG